ACCAUAGACAAAAAAAGGCAGAAAAUAAAAAGUACAAGUGAACUUUUUUUCUUUGAUCCCAAAAUUCAACCACCUGCUUCAACAAUCUUUCUAGGAAAACACAAUCAAUGUUAAAACUACAACAUAGUAUAACAACCAAUGAAGUUCAUCUACAUGUUAUGUUUCAUAAUCCUAGUAGUUUUUAUGUUGAUAAUACUAGGAUGUUGCAGGUCUGAUAUAUCAGUAGGUUACAGGUUUACUUUAGCUGUACCAAGUGAUUAUAGUGAAGGUUUCAAUGGUAAGGCAUAUCUAAUGGAAACUGAUCAAAUGCCACUGAAUUUUCGAACUGCCAUGAGUGUUGAUGCCAUUGAUGGGCGGUACGCGUGCUCGCUCCAGGUCUUCCUAGGUAAUGUUGAGGUGUGGAGUUCAGGGCAUGUUUCUAAGUUCUUUACAUCUGAUGCUUGUGUGCUCGAGUUUACGAAAAUGGGGGAUCUACGGUUGAUUGGGAUGAAUGAACAGAUUGGUUGGCGGACUGCCACUUCAGAACAAGGUGUGGAGAAAUUACUAUUGCUGGACACUGGCAAUUUAGUACUGGUUGAUGCACAAGAUAACAUAAAGUGGCAAACAUUCAAUUUCCCAACAAACAUCUUACUCUUGGGGCAGAGACUAAGUGUAGCUACUCACUUGACCUCAUCUCCUACUAACAACUUCUCCAAAUCAUUCUUUUCAUUUGAGAUUCACCAUGAUAAAGUUGCUCUCUACUUGAAUUCAGGUAGUAACAACAAGUAUUCUUACUGGGAAUAUCACCCUUCCAAGAGCAGAAACAUCACCUACAUCGAAUUAGCUUCGAAGGGUCUAGAAUUGUUUGAUGACAAGUUCAGAAACUUUUCACAGAUUCUUUCGCCUUAUCAACAACAAGUAAGGUUCCUAGCCCUCAAUAAUGAUACAGGAAACCUCGGUUUUUACUAUUAUUCACCCUACAAAGACAAGUUUGAGACAUCAUUUCAAGCUCUAAAUACUACUUGUGAUCUUCCCCUGGCUUGCUCACCUUAUGGAAUAUGCACGUUUUCGAAGACUUGUUCUUGUAUUCGUUUGUUAACAAGGGGCCGAGAUAGUUCAAAGGGCGGUUGUAAUGCAGGGAAGACUGCAGGACAUUUGUGUAGUAAAGAUGAAGUUGAGAUGCUUGAGUUAAAAGAUGCUGGUACAUUACUUAAAAAUGCUACCUCAAUGAGUAAUUUUAGUAAAACACAAUGUGCAGAUUCUUGCUUAGAUGACUGUGAAUGUGGUGCUGCAUUGUAUUCGUCGCGUACAAGAGAAUGUAUGUACUUUGAUGUGGUUAGAGGGGUUAAACAGGUGAAUAGAGGAAGUGGAUUGAGUUAUUUGGUUAAGGUUUCUAAGGGAAGUUUUGGGAAACAUAAGAAAAGUGGUUUGAGAAAAUGGGUUUUGGUUUUAGUACUUGUUGCUGAUGGAAUGGUUCUGUUUUUGGUAUGUGGAGGACUUGGGUACUUCAUGGUUUGGAAGAGGAAAAAGAGGUUGAGUGAUGGAAACUGUUCUUCAUGAACAUGAAAGUGAAAGACCUGAUUUUGGUUCAUUUAUAAUGAGCUUAAUGAACAGAUUUUGACAGUUUAAUUAGGCCAACUUAUUGCAAAGAAAGGUAAUUUUAGCUGUAAAAAAGUUUGUGUAAAAUCAUUUCUAUUUACUUUUGUGUUUAGUAUUGUUUUUUUUUACUUUUUUAAUUCAAUUCUUUAAUGCUCAUUCAUGAGCUUAAUUAAGAAAGUUUUUUCUUCUUAUAUAACUUUGAUGUCCUGAGAUUUGGAGAAAUUUCAAUUUGGUGACCAGAGUUUAUGUAUCUUUCCAUAUCAGAGUAUUCACUUUUUUCCCACUCAAAUUAAGUAGUAUCAUAAAUUUAUAGCAAGUUUGAGUGACAAAAUAUAGAAAAUGAGAAAGAUUAAAAUUGAUUUUAGAUGCAAUGACUCCAUGU
Molecule: messenger RNA, 1960 nt
Organism: Beta vulgaris subsp. vulgaris (sugar beet)
Lineage: Eukaryota; Viridiplantae; Streptophyta; Magnoliopsida; Caryophyllales; Amaranthaceae
Product: G-type lectin S-receptor-like serine/threonine-protein kinase SD2-5
Exons: 2
Coding region: 139-1539 (466 amino acids)
Source: RefSeq, a predicted model, not a curated record